GAUUUUUCCCGCCAAUUUAGAAAAUUGCUUUUAACUAACCCCAAAAAUCUGUGCCUUAAACCACAGAGUCAAAUCAGUGUCUUGUUCCCCUGCAUCCCUUUUGUCCUUCUUCUCUUUCAUAGUCACAGCCACCAUCAUCAAUUUUUUUCCUCUUUUCUUUUUUUUUUUUCCUUUUUCUGUGAAUCAAAACUUCAGUAUUUCAGAAAUACAUUUCUUCUUUUUCCCGAUUCAUUAAAAAAAAAAAAGAAAAAAAAAACCUCGUACUCUGUAAUGGAUUCAGCUCGGCCAAACAAAACCAGCAGCAGAAUAGCGAAAACAUUUCAGAAAGUGAUACACCUCAAAACCGCCACCAGAAAUAACCGCUCAAGAAACCCUGGAUUUUGCCUCCUGAUUCCCCAAGAAAAGCUCAGAUGCUGCGAAUCUCACCUCCAGUUCGAGACGGAAGACGCGGAAGAAGCCAGGGAGGAGUUCAAGAACCGCGCUGCAAUGGCGGCCUUCGUCGCCAAGCUCUUCGCCACCGUCUCCGCCGUGAAAGCGGCGUACGCCGAGCUCCAGAUGGCCCAGUUCCCCUACAGCGACGAGGCCGUACAGUCGGCUGACCAGUCCGUCGUCGACGAGCUGAAAUCGCUCUCCGAGAUGAAGUACAGCUUCCUGAAGAAGCAGAUCGAUUCGUCGCCGCCGCACGUGACGGUGAUGCUGGCGGAGAUUCGGGAGCAGCAGUCUCUGAUGAAGACGUACGAGAUCACCAUGAAGAAAAUGCAGGGCGAGAUAGAGAACAAGGAGAACCAAAUCUCCUCCCUUCAACAAAAAUUACAGGAGAUUGUUCAGAGCAACAAAUCCCUGGAGAAGAAGAUGAACGCCAGCGGCUCUUUCUCGAUUCUCGACAACGUUAAAUUCUCCGAAGUGAAUCCUAAAGAUUUCGUCUUGGUUCUGCACUACUGUCUGAGAUCUGUCCGUAAUUUUGUGAAGUUAUUGAUUCGAGAAAUGGAGUCGGCCGAUUGGGAUAUUGAAGCGGCGGCGAAUUCUGCAUUACAAAAAAACGACGUCGUUUUCGUGAAAAGGGAUCAUAAAGCUUUCGCCUUUGAAUCAUUUGUUUGCAGGGAGAUUUUUGGUGGGUUCAACGAUCCAGGGUUUUCCUUGCAGAGCAAGUCUUCUUUGUCCGGAGACAAUAUUCAUCAGCGCCGCGUUUUCUUCUUUGAGGAAUUCAAGAAAUUGAGGUCUGUGGGGGUGGUUCAUUUCCUGAAACGGAACCCUAAUUCUCUGUUUGGGAAGUUUUUGAAAUCGAAGUACCUUCAAUUGGUGCACCCGAAGAUGGAGUUUUCGUUUUCCGGGAAUUUGAACCAGAGAAAAAUGGUGAAUUCCGGCGAGUUCCCGGAGACGGAGUUCUUCAAGUCGUUUGCUGAGAUGGGGAGGAGGGUUUGGCUUCUGCACUGUCUGGCGUUUUCGUUUGGUCAGGAAGUCGGUAUUUUUCAGGUGGAGCGGGAUUCCAAAUUCUCCGAUGUGUAUAUGGAAAGCGUGACGGAGGACGUUUUCGCGGCGGCGGACGGUGGGUUUCGGGUGGCGUUCACGGUGGUGCCGGGGUUUGAAGUCGGUCGGACGGUGGUGCAGAGCCAGGUAUAUUUACUUCCAGCUAGAAAUUAGAAAUUAGAAGGAUCCCUUUUCGGAUGAGCUGGAACAGAAGCGGCGCGUGGGGAGGCGCGUGGGAAUGGGUACCCCACAGUAUAUAUAAUUGUAUUAUAUGGUGACCUGAAAGUGAUGAGAAACAAAGUUCAAGUUCCAAGUUGAAAGAGCAUGAAAGUGGAAAGUGGGCCCCCCACUGAAUUAAAUGAAGUGGAUUAAUUUGAUUUUGGGCGGUGGACAAAGAAGGCUAAUUAGGCGGUCCGAAUGGGCCUUCCCGGCUUGCAAAAGCUGAGGUUGUGGGCCCCACUACACAAUAUAAAGUUGUAUCCACUAAUAAAUAAUUACUCCCUCUGUCUCAUAUUAUAUGUCUUUGUAGAGAGUUUUUUUUGUCCCAAAUUA
Molecule: messenger RNA, 2019 nt
Organism: Erythranthe guttata (spotted monkey flower)
Lineage: Eukaryota; Viridiplantae; Streptophyta; Magnoliopsida; Lamiales; Phrymaceae
Product: protein GRAVITROPIC IN THE LIGHT 1
Biological process (GO): negative gravitropism; response to red or far red light
Source: RefSeq, a predicted model, not a curated record